AUGCAGAACAAAAGCUUUGUAACUGAAUUCGUUCUCUUGGGGCUUUCACAGAAUGUAAAUGUUCAAAAAACAGUAUUUGUUGUAUUCUUGUUUGUCUACUUUGCAACUCUUGGGGGCAAUUUGCUAAUUGUGGUGACCAUCGGCAGCAGCCCAGCACUCCUGGGCUCCCCUAUGUACUUUUUUCUGUCUUUCCUGUCCUUCCUGAAUGCGUGCGUCUCCUCUGUCAUCACCCCAAAGAUGAUUGUGGACUCCCUUUAUGAGCGGAAAACCAUCUCCUUCAAGGGCUGCAUGACACAGCUCUUUGCUGAGCACUUCUUUGCUGGAGUAGAGGUGAUUGUCCUCACAGCCAUGGCCUAUGACCGCUACGUGGCCAUUUGCAAGCCCUUGCACUAUCCCUCUAUCAUGAACUGGAGGCUCUGUGGUCUUCUGAUGGGGGUAGCCUGGGCAGGGGGCUUCUUGCAUUCUGUGAUACAAAUUCUCUUUACUUUCCAGCUGCCCUUCUGUGGCCCCAAUGUCGUCGAUCACUUCAUGUGUGAUCUGUACCCAUUAUUGGAGCUUGCCUGUACUGACACUCACAUCCUUGGCCUUUUGGUGGUUGUCAAUAGUGGGUUUAUCUGCAUCAUAAACUUCUCCUUGUUACUUAUCUCUUAUUGUGUCAUUUUGCUCUCUCUAAGGACUCAUAGCUCUGAAGGACGGCAGAAAGCUCUCUCCACCUGUGGCUGUCACAUUGCUGUUGUGGUUUUGUUCUUUGUCCCAUGCAUAUUUGUGUAUGCACGACCUCCAUCUGCUUUCUCCUUUGACAAGAUGGUGGCCCUAUUUUACACUAUCCUAACUCCACUGCUCAAUCCUAUGAUUUAUACGCUCAGGAAUAAGGAAGUGAAAAAUGCCAUGAGGAAAUUGUGGACUAAAUUGGUGGUAGAUUCUGAUAAUAAAUAACAAUUAAACUUAAAUAAAUAAACAAAUAAAACUUUCAGAGGAAAGAAGUCAAAAAGGGCUUAGACAAGAACUUUAUAGUGGAUGGACCAUGUAAUACUGAAGGUUAUAUAUAAUAUAAAAAAACAAAACACUAAAGUGGAGGCCAGGAGAUAUUAUUUCCACCUCAGAUCACUUUCAUCUUGGAGUUGAAUUUUAUGCUUAUUUAGAAUAUAACAGUGAAAAGAAAUCAGGAAAAGUGGGGAAUCAGAUUAUCUAUUAAGCUGCUUGCCAUUCACAUCAUGGUUUGAAUAACCUUCAUGUAGAGGAUCCAGAAAAUAUCUUAAAGAGGAGGAGCUUUCUGAAACUCUUUUAACUCAAAAAAAAAAAAAACUUAUUUUGGGGGCACUGAACUUUUUGAACCCAGUUAAGUGGUAACGUAAAUGGUAAUUCUGUGAAUGGGAAAUUAUGGCUGAAAUUCAAGCAGCCACGAUGGACCAUGAGAAUGUGUGUUAAGGUUGCCAGAUAUGCAAGACUGAGGAGCCUGUAAUCCUGAUGUUGUUUAGCUGUAUGAACUAGCCCCAUACUACUUGCCUCCACCUUCCUUUGUGUGAGAGGGAAAUAAAUUUCUAUCUUGUUUAAGUCACUGUAAAAAAUAAAGUAGGCUCAGAAUCUACAUUUUGUAUUAUAUGUAUGAGCUGUUCUGACUAUUCAUGCUGUAAUAUUACCUGCUAAUUAGCUCUCAUAAAUUUCUUAUUUGUUCUAUGGGAUCC
Loxodonta africana (African savanna elephant) is the source of this 1685-nucleotide messenger RNA. Its product is annotated as olfactory receptor 4C15-like. Gene Ontology annotation, molecular function: olfactory receptor activity; G protein-coupled receptor activity. Lineage: Eukaryota; Metazoa; Chordata; Mammalia; Proboscidea; Elephantidae. The record is from RefSeq and is a predicted model, not a curated record. Gene Ontology annotation, cellular component: plasma membrane. The transcript has a single exon. Gene Ontology annotation, biological process: G protein-coupled receptor signaling pathway. Bases 1 to 936 code for a protein of 311 amino acids.